Colletotrichum higginsianum IMI 349063 is the source of this 4302-nucleotide messenger RNA. RefSeq names its product ABC-2 type transporter. Gene Ontology annotation, molecular function: ABC-type transporter activity; ATP binding; ATP hydrolysis activity. Gene Ontology annotation, biological process: transmembrane transport. The coding region runs from base 1 to 4302 and encodes 1433 amino acids. Gene Ontology annotation, cellular component: membrane. Lineage: Eukaryota; Fungi; Ascomycota; Sordariomycetes; Glomerellales; Glomerellaceae. The transcript is spliced from 5 exons. The record is from RefSeq and is a predicted model, not a curated record.
AUGACCUUCACCGCACCCGACACCAAAGAAGAGGUCACGUUAAGUUCUUCGUCAAUCCGUGCAGGCGUCAUGGAGUCCGACGGCACGCUGGCCAGCGGCUCCAACUACGAGCGGUCCAUCGAGCUCAGCGCCGUUCCCGACGACAACAACAACAACAACAACACCACUUGGUCGCUCAAGCACAAGGUCGAAGCCGUCCGGGAGAGGGACCAACGCUCCGGCUUCCCGGCCCGCGAGCUCGGCGUGACAUGGCAGAAUCUCACAGUCCAGGCCGUUAGCUCCGACGCGUCGAUACACGAAAACGUUCUCACCCAGUUCAACAUCCCCAAGCUCGUCAAGGAAUCCCGCCACAAGCCUCCCCUGAAGACCAUUCUCGAUAACACGCACGGAUGUGUGAAGCCCGGCGAGAUGCUCCUCGUCCUCGGACGCCCGGGGUCGGGAUGCACAACCUUGCUCAACAUCCUGGCGAACCACCGCCGGGGCUACAGCUCCGUCACCGGCGACGUCCACUACGGCUCCAUGACCGCCGACGAGGCCCAGCAGUACCGGGGCCAGAUCGUCAUGAACACGGAAGAGGAGCUCUUCUUCCCGACGCUCACCGUCGGCCAGACCAUGGACUUCGCGACCCGCCUCAAGAUCCCCUUCCGCCUGCCCGAGGGCGUCGCCUCCGACGAGGAGCUCCGCGUCCAGAACCGGGACUUCCUGCUCGAGUCCAUGGGCAUCCAGCACACCUUCGACACCAGGGUCGGCAACGAAUACGUCCGUGGCGUGUCCGGCGGCGAGAGGAAGCGCGUCUCCAUUAUCGAGUGCAUGGCGACGAGGGGAUCCGUAUUCUGCUGGGAUAACAGCACCAGAGGUUUGGAUGCCAGCACAGCAUUGGAGUACACCAAGGCCGUCCGCGCCAUGACCGACGUCCUCGGCCUCGCGUCCAUCGUGACGCUCUACCAGGCGGGCAACGGCAUCUACGACCUCUUCGACAAGGUGCUCGUGCUCGACAACGGCAAGGAGAUGUACUACGGCCCCAUGAAGGAGGCCCGCCCCUUCAUGGAGAGCCUGGGCUUCAUCUGCUCCGACGGCGCCAACGUCGCCGACUUCCUCACCGGCGUCACCGUCCCCACGGAACGCGCCGUCCGCCCGGGCUACGAGAAGACCUUCCCCCGCAACGCCGACACCCUGCGGGCCGAGUACCAGAAGUCCGACAUCUACCCGAGGAUGGUGGCCGAGUACGACUUCCCGACCAAGGAGGACACCAAGGAGAGGACGCGGCUGUUCAAGGAGGGCGUCGCCGGCGAGAAGCACAAGCAGCUGCCCGCCAACAGCCCGCUGACGACGAGCUUCGCCACGCAGGUCAAGGCCUGCAUCGCCCGGCAGUACCAGAUCAUCUGGGGCGACAAGGCGACCUUCAUCAUCACGCAGGUGUCGACCCUGAUCCAGGCCCUCAUCGCCGGCUCGCUCUUCUACAACGCCCCAAACACCUCCGGCGGCCUGUUCAUGAAGGGCGGCGCCCUCUUCUUCGCCCUGCUCUUCAACAGUCUGCUGUCCAUGGCCGAGGUCACAAACUCCUUCACCGGCCGGCCCGUCUUGAUCAAGCACAAGUCCUUCGCCUACUACCACCCCGCCGCGUUCUGCAUCGCCCAGAUUGCCGCCGACAUCCCCGUCAUCCUCUUCCAAGUCACCAUUUUCUCCGUCGUCCUCUACUUCAUGGUCGGGCUGAAGACAACGGCUGAGGCCUUCUUCACCUUUUGGAUCGUAGUUGUCGCCACCACCAUGUGCAUGACGGCCAUGUUCCGGUCCAUUGGCGCGGGUUUCAAGACUUUCGACGACGCCUCCAAGGCCUCCGGCUUCCUGGUGAGCGCGGCCAUCAUGUACAACGGCUACAUGAUUCAAAAGCCCCAGAUGCACCCUUGGUUUGUCUGGAUCUUCUGGAUCGAUCCGUUGUCUUACGCCUUUGACGCCCUCAUGUCGACCGAGUUCCACCGUCAGCUCAUCCCGUGUGUCGGGCCGAACUUGGUGCCGAACGGCCCCGGGUACACGGAUCCGGCGCACCAGUCUUGCGCCGGUGUGGCGGGAGCCAUCCAGGGAGAGACCUCCUUGACCGGCGACCAGUAUCUCUCGGCUCUUUCGUACAGCAAGAGCCACGUGUGGAGGAACUUUGGUAUCGUCUGGGCCUGGUGGGCGCUCUUCGUCGCGCUCACCAUCAUUGCCACUUCCCGGUGGCGCCCCUCGGCCGAGAGCGGAUCCUCCUUGCUCAUCCCCCGCGAGAACGCAAAGACCGUUCGCGUCCCUCGCGAGGACGAGGAAGCCCAGUCCUCCGAGGAGACCGCCGUCGAGAAGGACAAGAGCGACAGCGAGAAGCGGGACGGCGGCGACAACGACAACCAGGACCUCGUCCGCAACACCUCCAUCUUCACCUGGAAGGACCUCACUUAUACCGUCAAGACCCCGUCAGGAGACCGCGUGCUGCUCGACAAGGUCAGCGGCUGGGUACGGCCGGGCAUGCUGGGCGCCUUGAUGGGCUCGUCCGGCGCCGGAAAGACUACUCUCCUGGACGUCCUCGCCCAACGCAAGACGGACGGCACGAUCCGCGGCUCCAUCAUGGUCGACGGCCGCCCCCUUCCCGUUUCCUUCCAGCGGUCCGCCGGCUACUGCGAGCAGCUGGACGUCCACGAGCCCUACGCCACCGUCCGUGAGGCCCUCGAGUUCUCGGCGCUGCUCAGGCAGAGCCGCGACACCCCCCGCGCCGAGAAGCUGGCGUACGUUGACACCAUCAUCGACCUCCUGGAGCUGCACGACCUCGCCGACACCCUCAUCGGCCGCGUCGGGAACGGCCUCUCGGUGGAGCAGCGGAAGCGCGUGACCAUCGGCGUGGAGCUCGUCUCGAAGCCCAGCAUCCUCAUCUUCCUCGACGAGCCCACGUCCGGCCUCGACGGCCAGUCGGCCUUCAACACGGUCCGCUUCCUCCGCAAGCUCGCCGACGUCGGCCAGGCCGUCCUCGUCACCAUCCACCAGCCGUCCGCCCAGCUCUUCUCCCAGUUCGACACCCUCCUCCUGCUCGCAAAGGGCGGCAAGACGGUCUACUUUGGUGACAUCGGCGACAACGCCGGGACCAUCCGCGACUACUUUGGCCGCUACGGCGCCCCCUGCCCCGAGGAGGCCAACCCGGCCGAGCACAUGAUCGACGUCGUCUCCGGCCACCUCUCCAAGGGCAAGGACUGGAACGAGAUCUGGCUCUCCUCCCCCGAGCACGACGCCGUCGUCCGCGAGCUCGACCACAUGAUCGACGACGCCGCCUCCCGGCCGCCGGGCACCAGCGACGACGGCCACGAGUUCGCCCUGCCCCUCUGGGACCAGGUCAAGAUCGUCACGCAGCGCGCCAACGUCUCCCUCUACCGCAACGUCGACUACAUCAACAACAAGUUCGCGCUCCACAUCUUCUCGGCCCUCUUCAACGGCUUCUCCUUCUGGAUGAUUGGCGACUCCGUCGGCGACAUCACCCUGCGCCUCUUCACCAUCUUCAACUUCAUCUUCGUCGCCCCCGGCGUGCUCGCCCAGCUGCAGCCCCUCUUCAUCGACCGCCGCGACAUCUUCGAGACGCGCGAGAAGAAGUCCAAGAUGUACUCGUGGAUCGCCUUCGUCUCGGGCUCCGUCGUCUCCGAGGUGCCCUACCUCGUCAUCUGCGCCGUGCUCUACUUCGUCUGCUGGUACUACACCGUCGGCUUCCCGAGCGACUCGGCCCGCGCCGGCGGCACCUUCUUCGUCAUGCUCAUGUACGAGUUCGUCUACACCGGCAUCGGCCAGUUCAUCGCCGCCUACGCCCCCAACGCCGUCUUCGCGUCCCUCGUCAACCCGCUUGUCAUCGGAGUCCUCGUCUCCUUCUGCGGUGUCCUCGUCCCCUACUCCCAGCUCCAGACGUUCUGGAAGUACUGGAUGUACUACCUCAACCCCUUCAACUACCUGAUGGGCAGCAUGCUCGUGUUCGACGUCUGGGGCACAAAGGUCGAGUGCAAGGACCAGGAGUUCGCCCUCUUCGACCCGGCCAACGGCACGACGUGCGGCGAGUACCUGGCGGGCUACAUGCAGGGGAUGGGAGCAAGCAGCAACCUCAUCAACCCCGACGCCGUGUCCGAGUGCCGCGUGUGCCAGUACCGCGAUGGCAGCGACUACCUGCGGACGAUCAACCUCAACGAGUACUACUACGGCUGGCGCGACGCGGCAAUUGUCGUCAUCUUCGCCUUCAGCUCGUAUGCCCUGGUCUACCUCCUCAUGAAGCUUCGCACCAAGACUUCAAAGAAGGCGGAGUAA